AUGGCGACGGAGACGGUAAUCAGGACAAAGGUAAAACCCGGCAAGAAUGAGAAACUGCCUCCCGAAAAUGUUCGUUUUAUGGAGGCUUGUGUUGAAAUCUCGAAUGAAUUAAUCAAAGAGUACGAAGCAUCGUUGGAUGGAUCGAAACAAAAGAAAGAUGUCAAUCUGAAUCGGCUGAGGGGUGAUAUUGCAAAAAAGUUCCGCCUGAGCACUCAGCCUCCUCUCACAGCCAUCCUAUCAGCAGUUCCAGAGGAAUAUAAGAAACAUCUUCUACCCAAAUUAAUCGCGAAACCCGUACGCACAAGCUCAGGUAUUGCAGUUGUCGCUGUGAUGAGCAAACCGCACCGUUGUCCGCAUAUUGCUUUCACCGGUCACAAUUGCGUCUACUGCCCUGGUGGUGUGGACUCAGACUUCGAGUACUCCACACAGUCAUAUACAGGUUACGAGCCGACGUCGAUGAGGGCCAUCCGAGCUCGAUAUGAUCCAUUCGAACAAGCACGCGGAAGGGUUGAUCAGAUCAGGUCCCUUGGGCACAGCGUCGAUAAAGUUGAGUUUAUCAUCAUGGGCGGUACAUUUAUGUCGCUCCCUCAGGAUUACCGCGACCACUUCAUUGCUCAAUUACACAAUGCUUUGUCCGGCUAUCAGACUGAUAAUGUCGACGAGGCGGUAGCCGCCGGAGAAAUGUCUAGUAUCAAAUGCGUUGGAAUCACGAUCGAGACCAGGCCUGAUUUUGGACAAAUCGACCAUCUUUCAGACAUGCUGAGGUACGGAUGUACGCGGCUGGAACUUGGUGUUCAGUCUUUGUACGAAGACGUCGCUCGAGAUACAAACAGAGGCCAUACAGUGGCUGCAGUUGUGGAGGCCUUCAAAUUCUGCAAGGAUGCUGGGUUCAAGGUCGUCUCACACAUGAUGCCCGACUUGCCUAAUGUUGGAAUGGAACGAGAUAUCUUUCAGUUUCAAGAAUAUUUCGAGAACCCAGAUUUCCGAACGGACGGUUUGAAGAUUUACCCAACGCUUGUGAUUCGAGGGACCGGCCUAUACGAAUUAUGGCGAACAGGCCGAUUUAAGAACUAUACUCCAAAUGCUCUCGUGGAUCUGGUGGCGAGAAUCUUGGCUCUGAUACCGCCUUGGACCAGAAUCUACCGUGUGCAACGGGAUAUCCCGAUGCCUCUGGUCACCUCUGGAGUCGAAAACGGGAAUCUACGUGAAUUAGCUUUGUCACGAAUGAAGGACUUCGGUACCACCUGUCGAGAUGUCCGCACACGGGAAGUUGGAAUAAACGAAGUGAAGAACAAGAUUCGACCAUCACAAGUCGAACUUGUCCGACGGGACUAUACGGCCAACGGUGGCUGGGAGACGUUCCUUGCCUAUGAAGACCCCAAACAAGACAUCCUCAUUGGUCUCCUUCGAUUGAGAAAAUGUUCCACCACGCAUACAUUCCGGCCGGAACUCACAGGCCAACCUACUAGCAUCGUUCGCGAACUACAUGUCUACGGACUUGCCGUGCCUAUUCAUGGCCGCGAGAAAAGCAAGUUCCAACACCAAGGCUAUGGAACGCUCUUGAUGAGAGAGGCGGAAAGAAUUGCACGAGACGAACACGGCAGUAAGAAGUUGAGUGUUAUCAGUGGUGUCGGUGUGCGGAGCUACUAUGAACGCCUCGGAUAUACGCUUGAUGGGCCCUACAUGAGCAAGAUGCUGACUCUUGACGACGAAGAAGCAGGGGAUUGA
Molecule: messenger RNA, 1728 nt
Organism: Rhinocladiella mackenziei CBS 650.93
Lineage: Eukaryota; Fungi; Ascomycota; Eurotiomycetes; Chaetothyriales; Herpotrichiellaceae
Product: elongator complex protein 3
Exons: 3
Coding region: 1-1728 (575 amino acids)
Biological process (GO): tRNA wobble base 5-methoxycarbonylmethyl-2-thiouridinylation
Cellular component (GO): nucleus; elongator holoenzyme complex; cytoplasm
Molecular function (GO): acyltransferase activity, transferring groups other than amino-acyl groups; iron-sulfur cluster binding
Source: RefSeq, a predicted model, not a curated record